AUGGCUCCACUUCACUUCACCAUUUUCAUCUUCUUCUCUUUCAUUUUCGCAACCUCAUCGUCAGGCUUGGCACCAUCGCGUCACCCAUUUGAUCCCUUAACCGAGACCGAGCUCAAACUUGUCCGAACCAUCAUCAACAAAUCGUACCCUAUUGGUCCGAGCCACAAGUUCACUUUCCAAUACGUGGGUCUCAACGAACCCGAAAAAUCCCUCGUCUUGUCGUGGCACUCAUCACGGAACCACACCGUCAAACCACCGCCACGUCAAGCGUUCGUUAUCGCUCGAGACAACGGAAAGUCCCGAGAGAUCGUCGUCGACUUUUCCUCUCGAGCCAUCGUCUCGGACAAGAUCCACGUAGGCAAUGGUUACCCUAUGCUCACAAACGACGAGCAAGAAGCAGCCAGUGACGUUGUUCUCAAGUUCAAGGCGUUUCUUGAUGCGGUCAAGAAACGUGGCUUAAACGUUUCUGAGAUAGUUUUCACGACGUCAACGAUUGGUUGGUACGGUGAGAGUGAGGCCGAGACGGAGAGGGUUAUAAGAAUGAUGCCGUUUUAUAUUGGCGGCACCGUUAAUAUGUAUCUUAGACCUAUUGAAGGAAUGACCAUACUCGUUAAUCUUGACGUAAUGAAGGUAUCGGAGUUUAACGAUAUGUUUACGGGUCCUAUGCCGAAGGCGAACGGAACCGAGUACCGUAUCUCGAAGCUUAAGCCGCCGUUUGGACCGACGCUUAGAAACGCCGUUGUUUUGCAGCCGGACGGUCCAGGGUUCAAAGUAGAUGGACACAUCGUGAGAUGGGCAAAUUGGGAGUUUCACAUUUCGUUUGACGUCCGAGCCGGUAUCGUAAUCUCUCUUGCGUCCAUUUUCGACAUGGAAGUGAAAAAAUACCGACAAGUUCUAUAUAAAGGUCAUCUGUCGGAGAUGUUCAUACCUUACAUGGAACCAAGUGAAGAUUGGUAUUUCAUUACUUACCUAGAUUGUGGCGAUUUCGGCUGCGGUCAAUGCGCCGUGUCCCUUGAGCCAUACACCGAUUGUCCAGCAGGUGCAGUUUUCAUGGACGGGGUUUUUGCCGGUCAAGAUGGAACUCCCGCAAAAAUCCCAAAUGUUAUGUGCAUCUUUGAGAAAUACGCUGGAGAUAUCAUGUGGCGACAUACGGAAGCUGAAAUCCCAAACUUGGAAAUUACGGAGGUUAGACCGGACGUAAGUCUUGUAGCCAGGAUUGUGACGACCGUUGGGAACUACGACUACAUAGUUGACUAUGAGUUCAAGCCUAGUGGUUCCAUCAAAAUGGGGGUUGGCUUGACCGGUGUUCUAGAAGUUAAACCGGUAGAAUAUGUCCACACAUCAGAGAUAAACGAAGAAGAAGAAAUCCACGGGACAAUUGUCGCCGACAACACCGUCGGAGUCAACCACGACCAUUUUGUAACAUUCCGUCUUGAUCUGGACAUCGACGGUACAAGUAAUUCCUUUGUCCGUAACGAACUCGUGACCAAGAGAACCGCAAAAUCUGUUAACACACCAAGAAAAAGCUAUUGGACGACGAGGCCAAAGACGGCCAAGACCGAGACUGAGGCUCGGGUGAAACUAGGAUUAAAGGCGGAGGAGCUGGUGGUCGUUAACCCUAACCGGAAAACGAAACAUGGCAAUGAAGUUGGAUACCGUUUACUUGCUGGGCCAGCUACAGGCCCAAUUCUGGCCCAUGACGAUUACCCACAGAUCCGAGCUGCAUUCACCAACUAUAACUUGUGGAUCACGCCGUAUAAUAGGUCGGAGGUUUGGGCCGGCGGUUUGUACGCCGACCGUAGCCAAGGCGACGAUACAUUAGCCGUGUGGUCUCAAAGGAAUAGAGAAAUAGAGAAUAAAGGUAUAGUAAUGUGGUACACCGUUGGAUUCCAUCACGUCCCAAGCCAAGAAGAUUUCCCGACGAUGCCUACUAUGUCUGGUGGCUUUGAACUCCGACCGACCAACUUUUUCGAGCAAAAUCCUGUUCUCAAGAGCAAACCCAUUAAGCUCACCACUGCUAAAAAGUGUAUUCCCAAAAAUGAGUAA
This is a messenger RNA of Microthlaspi erraticum, 2046 nucleotides long. NCBI's taxonomy places the organism in Eukaryota, Viridiplantae, Streptophyta, Magnoliopsida, Brassicales, Brassicaceae. The record is from the annotation of a GenBank genome assembly.